GAGAGAGAGAGAGAGAGAAAAGAGAGAGAGGAGAGAAGGAGGAAGAGAAGAGGAGGUCCCCACCUGGGCUCAAUGGAGGCCAAAGACCGAAGUAGGAGAUCACCCAUGAGUCCCCCAUGUUGUCCCUGAGCUCAUCCCCAAGCACCCUUCGUUGGAGCAAGCCCGAAACCUCUGUUAAGAUCUUGCCACCUGAAGAAGAAGAGGGCUAGAUCUACUGCCCCAUCGCUCCCUCUCGUUGUCUUAGGGGUCGUGCCAGCCAUCAUACCUUUUUGGUUGCCAUCGUCGUCGCUGAAUCUAGCAUCCAUGAGGUCAUCUCUCCGAAAACCCUAGCACACCCUACGAGGUAAGGUCAGAUCUCGCUGAAGCUACGCUUGUUGGUGAAGGAAACCACUAUUCCGACGAGGCCUUAUCGGUGGGAGGAAAGAGAGAGACCGUGGGAUGAGAGUGAGGGUCGGGGGAGAAACAAAAGAAGAGAGAAUGAUAUCUAUUUAUAUGAUACAUGUGGUGUACACAUAGGUAAGAUCCAGCGUAAUUUGCGUACACAUAGGUGAGAGCCAGCGUAAUUUUAUUUUCUAAUCUGUAUUUACUUUUCCUCACUAACCUGCUCCAGAUCUCGAGAACACACGGAACAUUCUGAACCCGCUGGUAUCGGGUACAUGUGUUCCGAGGCCUAUAUAUUUCAUAUCCGCGCAUUACACCUAAGUGACAGAACCCCAGGCGUACGAAACCAAUAGUAGCAUUGAGUACGAUGAUACUACUAGUACUGGUACAAGCGAAGUGGAGCAGUACAAAUGUCACUUGUGUCAGCGUCAACCAUGAGGCUCUCGCACACGGCGACACGCCCCGUGCGCUCUCCCAUCUGCCGCCCAUUGCACCCACACAAGCGCACAGACGCCCGUGCACACACGUACGCACCCUGCGGCCCUGCCCACCCGGUCGGUCGGUCGGUGAGGCCACCACUCCCUCCCCUCGCGUACGUGUGUCCCUCUCGACCGUGCCAGUGUAUUUACGCGGCCGCCGGCCACACGGGCGUCCCCAGCGCGCUCGCCACUGCCCGACCGCUUUGCCAAAGUGCUUGAGCCGCGCCGCGCCGCGCAUGCAACACCCAGCUGCCAACCUCUUAAAGCGUUCGGCGUCACCACUGGAAGAAACGCAUCAAACACUCGCACCGUGCGCGCACGCCCAUUAUUAGCGUCACGCGCCGCGCGCGCUCACUCACGCCCGCCCGCCCGCCCGCCACGCAGAAGAGCUGAGCUGAGCGCAGGCUGCGCAGCUAGCUUAGCCAUCCCAUGAUGGCGAGGGCCUUCCGCGCAGCCUCCCCUCUGCCCCUCCCCAGAUCGAGGAGUGUCACCAGCGUUUCGAACGGUGGAGGCGGCGGCGGCAACUUCCCGUGGCUGACCAAGAGGCUUUCGAGCAAGGCGCCGCAGCAGCACGGCGGGCCGAGCGGCGGCCAAGAGAGCAAGGGUGAGAAGGCCGAGGGGGCGCCCGCCGCCGAUGAGCCCACGGAGCAGUCGUCGUCGAGGAAGUGCGCGGACCCGCUGGCGCUGCUGCGGUCGGCGUUCCUGGCGGCGAUCACGCACCGGCGGCGGCGGCGGCAGCUGGGGUCGUGCGUGACGGGCACCAUGUUCGGGCGGCGCCGCGGACGCGUGCACGUGGCGCUGCAGACGGACCCGCGCUCCGCGCCCGUGCUGCUGGUCGAGAUGGCCGCCUACUCCACGGGCGCGCUCGUCAGGGAGAUGUCCUCGGGCCUCGUGCGCCUAGCGCUCGAGUGCGAGAAGCCGCCGUUCGCCGCCGGGAAGAAGCGGCGAGCGCUGCUGGAGGAACCGACGUGGCGCGCGUACUGCAACGGCCGCAAGUGCGGGUUCGCAGUGCGGCGGGAGUGCGGUGCCGACGAGUGGAAGGUGCUCGGCGCGGUCGAGCCGGUGUCCGCUGGCGCCGGCGUGCUCCCCGACGACGUCGCUGGAGUCGGCGCCGGGGAGGGCGACCUGAUGUACAUGCGGGCCAGGUUCGAGCGGGUGGUGGGCUCCAGGGACUCGGAGGCGUUCUACAUGAUGAACCCGGACGGCAGCGGCGGCCCCGAGCUCAGCAUCUACCUGCUACGAGUCUGACGAGCUAGCAAAAAAAUCACUUUGCGCUUCAGCUUUGUAUGUAAUGCAUGCAUGCAUGAAUGCAUUUUGCAUAAUUUGGGCUUUUGUUUCUUGUAAUUUGGAGGGCUUGGCAAUGGUGUAUGUACAAUAUUACUGAUCACUUACAUGCUUAAUUAGUAA
This is a messenger RNA of Phragmites australis (common reed), 2267 nucleotides long. RefSeq names its product protein MIZU-KUSSEI 1-like. The coding region runs from base 1290 to 2108 and encodes 272 amino acids. Gene Ontology annotation, biological process: hydrotropism. The transcript is spliced from 2 exons. The record is from RefSeq and is a predicted model, not a curated record. Lineage: Eukaryota; Viridiplantae; Streptophyta; Magnoliopsida; Poales; Poaceae.